This is a messenger RNA of Microstroma glucosiphilum, 1807 nucleotides long. Its product is annotated as UDP-Glycosyltransferase/glycogen phosphorylase. The record is from RefSeq and is a predicted model, not a curated record. Gene Ontology annotation, cellular component: endoplasmic reticulum membrane. The transcript has a single exon. NCBI's taxonomy places the organism in Eukaryota, Fungi, Basidiomycota, Exobasidiomycetes, Microstromatales, Microstromataceae. The coding region runs from base 75 to 1778 and encodes 567 amino acids. Gene Ontology annotation, biological process: protein N-linked glycosylation. Gene Ontology annotation, molecular function: GDP-Man:Man(3)GlcNAc(2)-PP-Dol alpha-1,2-mannosyltransferase activity.
CCUGGGUACCACAUCCUCCUCGAUAGCACCCAGCGACCCGCAGCGUCACCUCUGAUGCGUCUGCAUACAAGUCCAUGACCACCUCCACCUCUCCCACUCCACCAUCGUGGGCUCAGAGGAUCUUCCUCACCCUCUGUCUCCUCUCCCUCUCCCUCUCCCUCCUCUGCUUCAGGACCAUCACCUCCUACCUGCGCCACACCCGCAAGAGCAAUGUCAAGCGGCGGCGAGCCCUCCUCUCCCGCCUCGGCCUCGCCGUAGAGACACGUACCGAGAGAUACACCAUUAUUGGCUUCUUUCACCCUUACUGUAAUGCAGGCGGAGGUGGAGAGCGAGUGCUCUUCGAGGCAAUGAGGUACCACCUCGAGGAGCCUAAAACCAUCUGCAUCGUCUACACAGGCGACGUGACUGCCUCCCACUCUCUACAGACGUCGAGACCGAGGGCAGUAGGAGAGCGAACCUCUUCGAUUGCAGAUGGAGGCGGCGGGAUGGCUACGCAGGAGGAGAUCUUGCGGAAAGCAGCCGAUCGCUUUGCCAUCUCCCUAGAGGCCUACAAGGACCGAAUCGCCUUCCUGCCACUUUCCUCACGGCGACUCGUAUCGGACAGCUACUGGAGCAGAUUGACGCUUUUGGGUCAAAGUUUGGGCAGCGUGGUGCUAGCGAAAGAGGCCUGCGAGGAGUUGAUCCCGGACGUCUUCAUCGAUACGAUGGGCUAUGCGUUCACCUACCCAGUGAUGCGAGCCUUCAAUCGAACCGUGCCGAUCGGAGCCUAUGUGCACUACCCAACGAUUAGUACAGACAUGCUGCAGCGAGUCAAAAGUCGAAAGGCAGGUCACACAAAUGAUGCAGCAGUAGCACGGAGCGCUUUGCGGAGUCAAGUGAAGCUGUGGUACUAUCAGUGCUUUGCGUGGCUCUACAGCUGGGCUCUAAAGCGUUCCGACGUGAUAGUAGCCAACGGGACAUGGACGAGGGACCAUAUCAAUCGUCUGAUCCUCAACAGGGGACAGCUGAAAGACGUGCAGUCGGCAGCGGCCUCUUCUUCCCCCUCGACUUCGCGGCGUGUUGAUCGACAGGCCUCCAUCGUCUAUCCACCUUGCGACACCUCUUCCCUGCAAGACUUCCCGCUGCAAGGUCGUGGAAAUACCAUUGUCAGUCUGGCCCAGUUCAGACCAGAGAAGGAGCACCGUACCCAGCUUCUCAUCCUCCGCGGUCUUCUUGAUCGCUACCCUCAAUACGCCAAGGCAGAAGAACACCCAGUGAAGUUGAUCAUGAUGGGCAGUUGUCGCAACACAGGAGACGAGGAGCGCAUCGCCUCGCUCCGCUCCCUCAGCUCCGAGCUACAUCUCGAUCCCUACGUCGACUUCAUCAUAAACGCUCCCUACCCACGCAUCCUCUCCGAGCUAAGCACCGCCUCCAUCGGACUGAGUACAAUGGUCGACGAACACUUUGGGAUCAACGUUGUUGAAUUUCUUGCAGCGGGACUACUCACACUCUCCCAUGCUUCCGCUGGUCCACUACUGGAUAUCGCCGUGCCUGAUGAGGAGGGGUUGCGUACAGGGUUCCACGCCAAGGACUCGGAGGGAUUCGUAGAGAGGCUGGCGGAGAUGUUGCAGAUGAGGGAGGAGGAGAGGGUAGAGGUGAGGAGAAGGGCGAGACUAAGGGCGCUGAGAACGUUUAGUGCCGAGGCGUUCAGAGGAGCCUGGGAGCGAGAGCUUUGGCUGAGAUUGCAACAGAAGAUUCCCGUAGCACCAGGUGCGAACAGUGUCAAGAAGCGCAAUUGAUCAGACCAGAAAAUAGUCUAGUAAAUGCU